AUGCCUGUACACAAGAUCGACCUGAUGUCCCGCAAGGACAAAAUCAUCGAAUGGCGGGAAGAGGGUGUGACUAGAGACGGGGUGCUUGAGCCUCUUAAAGCAGACGGUCUCAAGUGCAGCCACAGCACGCUGAACCAAUUCCUGCGUGACGUGGACUGUUACGUGCAGUACAGACUGACAGACCAACCUGGGGGCUAUGAAGCAUACCGCGACCGAUUAAUCCAUUACUUCCAGCACAACUUCACGGACGCCGGCAUCGUCGAGAUGCUGGAGAAGGAGGGCUUCAGCACGUCGGCCAGGACCGUGAGGCGGAUCCGCAUAUCGUUGGGCUUGAUGAAGCGAAGCGCCAACAGGAAACGACCGCCUCCGACUACUGAGCGCGCUGCUAUUUCCCAGCCCAUUUCUCUCGCUCAACCCACCGUUGCUCCACGAGAUGUCUACGAGACAAUUUUGUACGAAGGAGUAUCUGACGAAAUAAUCUACGAGGAUUCAUGA
Molecule: messenger RNA, 495 nt
Organism: Saxophila tyrrhenica
Lineage: Eukaryota; Fungi; Ascomycota; Dothideomycetes; Mycosphaerellales; Extremaceae
Exons: 2
Coding region: 1-495 (164 amino acids)
Source: RefSeq, a predicted model, not a curated record